Lithohypha guttulata is the source of this 1410-nucleotide messenger RNA. RefSeq lists its product as uncharacterized. Bases 1 to 1410 code for a protein of 469 amino acids. The record is from RefSeq and is a predicted model, not a curated record. Lineage: Eukaryota; Fungi; Ascomycota; Eurotiomycetes; Chaetothyriales; Trichomeriaceae. The transcript has a single exon.
AUGUUGACGAUUGCCUCGUCGCUCUUCACGGUCUUUCUUCUUGUUGAUUUCUCAAGUGCUGCUCCUACCGAGAAAAAGAGUAUUUGGACUAUCUCCAUCUUCCGUGAUCCAGCUCCUUCGCCCGAAGAAGGUCCUCCCGCCUCUGCCAACGCUCUACGUGACUCAAGCAAGCUAAAGUACGAGAUCGUCGGCAUCGUUUGCGCCUACCUCUUCUGGCUGACCCUCACUGCCAUCGGCCUUGUCAUAGUUGGAGCUAGGUACAGGAGAAGGCAACAGCAGUCUGACCGCACACUCAAGAUGGAGUCAAUCAUGAAGCCAACUGGCAGAGUGACAUUGAGAGAAAUAGAGGCUGGACCGAAAAGUCCGCUUGGUCCUUUGAGUCCCAAGAGUCCCGGUAAAAUGAUGAGCAUCAAGUCGUGGGCAAGGAGCCAUAGGGGUCAGCCGUCUGAAGUCAGUCUCUCCACGCUGAAUUCACGAAUCGAUGAUAGAGUGGUGGAGGCCGAUAGGGCCAGAAACAUGGAUGAUAUGGCCAAACUCUACGCCGCUGUCAUGGUACACGAUCAAGAGAGGAAAUCCAACAGAGGACACAGCAGUUCCGACUCUUCCCCUGUCCUAGAAGACAAUUUACCUCCAACUCCACGAACACCAAGGACCCCUCGAUCUCCUAGGUCACCUCAAUAUCCACCUCAGAUGGCACAUCCAGCAUAUAUCCCACCUGUACCAGAAGUCUACCCUCAAGAAUACUACGAGCCAAUGCCUCAUCCGCCGAUCGCAGAGUCGGAUGAGUCCUCGUUGCUCGACAAUCCCACCCAGAAGUCCAAAGCCAUGUCGAUAACAUCAAUGACAUCUCGCAUCGGCUCCUCUCACUCGAACAAGAAAGAAAGGUCUAGACCAAGUGCAAUCACUGUCGGUGGUCGGGUGAUUUCCAAGCCUCUUGGUUCUGCAGAUCUAAGACAAUCGGCUUGGAAUGGUUCUCAAGCCUCCUUGCAGCCAAGUGUUUACAGCCCUGGCCCACCUCCACCAACACCUGGCCGAGCUCAGAAGGUCGAAGAGAUCGAAAUGCACGGUCGUGCUCAACCCACUGGCAUUACAAGCGCCGACACGGUCAAUACCGUUAACUCGAAUGCAAAAGUUCUCCCUUUCCGGCAGUUUUACGGCGAGUCGAUGAAGAGCGCGCCACCAACAAAAACGACCUUUGUGGACAGGAGGCAAAGUGUCAUGAACGGACCGAAGACAGGCGUGCCAAAGACACCAUAUUCGCCAUAUUGCCCUUCUACCCCUAUGACGCCAAUCACACCAAGAAGGCUGCUGAACAAGCAAGAGAUCAAGCAGAACAAGAAGCAGUAUUCGCUAAAGGUGGUUGCUGAGAACGACAUGGUAAAAGGUAACGAGGAUAUGUGGGGGACGUAG